AUGCGGGCUUUUCAGUCUUUAUACCGGAGCCGAGGUAGAAGGCCAUUCAGAGGUCGUCGUGGUCAGGGAAAUUUAAGCAUGCGCGGAAAGGCUCGUAACUGGGGCAUGGGUGGACCAACCAUCCAAUCACAUGAAUCAUCAUCUUCUCAUCCAGAAACUUCUACAGCUGAAACGGCAGGUUCUACUGAAGAAAAGGCAAAUCAUACUGCUGAUGAUGAUGAUGAUAAUAAUAAUAAUAAUAAUAAUAAAGAAGCAGGUGGGUUGCCGGCGCGGACAACUGAAAUAGCACAAGAUAAUGCAGCUCUUAAUCAGCGGCCUAAUCAAUUUGCAUGGUGUGAAAUAUGCAGGGUCCAAUGCACUAGUUUGGACAUCCUUGUGCAACACAAUAAUGGAAAGCGACAUAAGAAGAAUUUGCAAAGAUUAGAAGAGUCGAAAGAUGCUAACAUAUCUGUUGCUGAAAUUCUGGAUAGGCAGACACCUAUUGGAGUUUUUAGUCCUGAAGUGACUUUGAAGUCUGAUAAUUUACUUGAAGGUGAGGAAAAUGAGCAAAUCCCGUCCAAAAAUUUGCCAAAAGAAACAGUUUCCAGUGGGAGUAUGGUGGAAUCUGAACAGAAAAAUGAUCAAUCCGAUCAUCCUGAUAUUCCGAUAGAGCGACAACCUAAUAUGCCAGAAAAUAUUCCUGAGUUGAAUUGGGCUUUCAAUCAGAGACAUGUCUGGAAACGUAAUAUGCAAGGUGGUCGUGGAGGGAAGCGUAUGAAAACUUCUGAUACACGGAGGCAACCUCCUAAACCCAAAGUAGUCGUAAUUCCAUUGAUAUGUGACUUGUGCAAUGUAAAGUGUGAUACCCGUGAGGUCUUUGAUCGUCAUCUUUCUGGUAAAAAACACAUUUCUAAGCUCAAACGCUAUGAAGGUCACCAAGCAAUGUAUGGACCACAAGGACUUCAAGCUCUUUACCCUCCAAAUCCUGUCACACAAACGUUAUAUGCUCGACCAGGUCUUCAAGAAACCCUUACUGCUUCGCAGAAUAUUCCACCCGGACUUAACAUGCCUUCACAAGCGCACUAUGCAGCAACUACGGCAAUGGAUACUCCACUUCAGCAAAAUCCCAACUUCUGA
Fraxinus pennsylvanica is the source of this 1116-nucleotide messenger RNA. The record is from the annotation of a GenBank genome assembly. Lineage: Eukaryota; Viridiplantae; Streptophyta; Magnoliopsida; Lamiales; Oleaceae.